Molecule: messenger RNA, 1486 nt
Organism: Drosophila busckii
Lineage: Eukaryota; Metazoa; Arthropoda; Insecta; Diptera; Drosophilidae
Gene: SP555
Product: SPRY domain-containing SOCS box protein 3
Exons: 4
Coding region: 109-999 (296 amino acids)
Biological process (GO): proteasome-mediated ubiquitin-dependent protein catabolic process
Cellular component (GO): SCF ubiquitin ligase complex
Molecular function (GO): protein binding
Source: RefSeq, a predicted model, not a curated record
GAGGCAAUCGAGUAGGCCUCUUACUUGUGUCUAUUGUGUAAAUUUCUCGUGAAUGUUUUACAUUGUUCAACGUAUAUUGACGCAACAAGAAUUUCGCUCGUUAACAAAAUGUCUGAUGUCGAAGUGGAGCAACAUCAAAUGCAGCAGCAACAGCAUCUGCCGCAGCAGCCACUCACGCCGACGCGUCGUCGCCGUCAGCCGGCACGUCGAGAUGGUUCCUGUAAUGCAACACCGGAGAGCAGCACAGAGCGUGCCGCUGGCUUUUGCCCGUUGGCCAAUGGUGUCGAUGAUAACUGGACGUGGAGCAAGCGCUUCCGUUCCAAGGAGGUUGUACUCAGUGGUGCGAAUUUUCGCACAGUGCACUUUCAUCCCAAUUGGAGCAAAGGCACUGCCGGUAUACAAGGCAAACGACCUUUGAACAACGGUCGCUACUACUGGGAGCUGCAUGUGUCCCAACGUGUCUUUGGCACUUCCAUUAUGUUUGGCAUAGGCACGCGUUCAUGUCGUCUGCAUGCAAAUGCCUUUCGCAAUAUGAUCGGCGAGAACGAGCAUGGCUGGGGGCUCUCACACAAAGGUGUGCUCUGGCAUAAGGGUGUAGCGCUUUUAUAUACCAAACGAUUCCGGGAGAACCAUCCCACACAAAUAGGCAUUUAUUACGAUGGCAUUGAAGGCACAGUGACCUACUACAAAGAUGGCAAAUGCCUAGGAGUUGCCUUUAGAGGAUUGCACAAGGUAACGGAGCCACUAUAUCCCAUUGUUUGCUCCACUGCGGCAAAGACCGAGCUAACGUUGAAGUGUGCGCGUCGUGAGUUUGUCAAUCUGCAGGAUCGUUGCCGUGCUGUUAUAAUGCGACGUGUGCGCAAUGCUGGUAACCUGGAGAAGCUCAAAUUGCCGCUGCCCAUACGCGAUUAUCUGAGCGAAGUUAUAGAUGAUAUGGAGCCACUGCGUCAGGUAAAUGAAAAGGAGAUGUGCAUAAUGAAUUAUGACUUAGAAGCUUAAGCAGUUCUAGUUGAAGCCGUGAAAAUCGAAUAUCGUAAUCGAAAAUCGAACAGUGUGCCAUAAGAAAACGAAGGAGGGCAUAUAAUUAAUUGUGUUGUAAAUUUCAAGUACUUGUACUCACCACAAUUUAUUUAAGCUUGUAAAAAAGAACAAAAACUUACCAUAUUAUUAGUUUAUAUUUGUGUUCAAUUUUUAGCAAAAUUAUUUUCUGGUAAUAGGCCAAUUUGGUGCAAUAUUUGUGAUAAGGCGGCGCAGCAUUGAAACCUCCACUUUAAAACAAGCUAUAUACUUAAACAUAAAUAGCACUAAGCAAUUAAAUAGACAAACAUACAUAUUCUGUAUUUUGGUACGAGUGUGAAAAUCUAGUCAAAAGCACAUGUAUAUCAAACCGAAUUGUAUUAAUUGGUAAUGCAGCAAACAGUUUACAAUAGUUAAUAAGUUCUAGUCAAAGUGGAUCUCAUUUAGACAACAGUAGCUGUAAAAAAAA